This is a messenger RNA of Plutella xylostella (diamondback moth), 2797 nucleotides long. Its product is annotated as hexokinase-2. The record is from RefSeq and is a predicted model, not a curated record. NCBI's taxonomy places the organism in Eukaryota, Metazoa, Arthropoda, Insecta, Lepidoptera, Plutellidae. Gene Ontology annotation, biological process: carbohydrate phosphorylation; intracellular glucose homeostasis; glycolytic process. Gene Ontology annotation, molecular function: fructokinase activity; D-glucose binding; glucokinase activity. Gene Ontology annotation, cellular component: cytosol; mitochondrion.
UCAUAGGAUAUCAGUGCUCAGCUGGAAGCACCAGCUCCAAGUCGUCAUUGGCCGUCAGUCGUGCGCGAACACUCACACUAGACACACGUUAAACUACGUUAAAUUUUAUCUCCGUGCCGACCUUGACGCUAUUUCGACGCCACACGCCGGUUCAACGCUUGAUCAAUAGCGGUGGUGAUGAUGAACGGGCGCGCCGACCCCGGCUGGGACCAGCAGUUCCUGGCGCCGCCGCUGAAGAUCAGCGACGCCGUGAGGGCGCAGAAGAUAGCAGUCCGGCUCCAAGGUCUGCAAGUGAAUGGUGCAGUGCUCCGGAAGACCGCUGCGGUGUUCGCGGCCGAGCUGGAGGCGGGGCUGCAGGAGAGGCCCUCCAGUCUGCAGAUGGAGAACACUUAUGUGCCGGAGUUGCCUGAUGGCACUGAGCAAGGAGUGUUCCUGGCGCUGGACCUGGGCGGCACCAACUUCCGCGUGCUGCUGCUGGAGCUGGAGGCGGGCCGGCUGGUGCGGGAGGACGUCAAGCAGUACCACAUCAGUGACGAGCUCCGCCUGGGCCCCGGGGUGGACCUCUUCAACUUCCUCGCCGACUGCGUGCAGGACUUCGUCAUCACUGAGGGACUGGAGAAGGAGGAAAUGCCAUUAGGCUUCACAUUCUCCUUCCCCAUGAAGCUCCACAACAUCUCCUCCGGAGAGCUCAUAACCUGGACUAAGAGCUUCAACUGCGCGGGCAUGGCGGGCGUGGACGUGGCGGCGCUGCUGCAGACCUGUCUCCGGGAGCGAGGGCUGAAGGUCACGGUGCAGGUGCUGCUGAAUGAUACCACGGGGACCUUGGUUGCGGGGGCGCAGCUGAAUCCUGAUGUUGGGAUCGGCGUGAUCCUAGGCACGGGCUCCAACGGCUGCUACAUGGAGAAGGCGAGCCGCGUGACACACUGGGAGACAGAACACGAGAGGGUCAGCGACGUGGUGGUGGACGUGGAGUGGGGCGCGUUCGGGGACAACGGCUGUCUCGACUACCUGAGGACUGAGUAUGAUGAUGAGGUGGACGCGCGGUCGCUGCUGGCUACUAGUUUUACAUUCGAAAAGUACAUCGGUGGAAAGUACCUGGGUGACCUGCUGUCUUCUGCUCUCCGUCGUCUAGCGAGAGACGAGCUAUUCCCCGCCGCUCCAGAGCGCCUGCACCUUCUUACUGCCCACCUUAGCCUUUUUGAAGAAGAGAACGAAGCCGGCGGCACGGCGCGGACACUGGCGGUGCUACAGGAGGUGUGCGGGGCGGAGGGCGCGGGCGCGCGGUGGAGCCGCGACGACGCACUCGUCGCGCAACACGUUGCUAGACUGAUCUCAAACCGCGCUGCGCAACUUGUUGCUGUUUGCAUAUCGACUCUGAUCCAGCGGAUGGACCGCGAGCACGUAGCCGUGGCGGUGGACGGCUCGGUCUACAAGCGGCAUCCUCGACUCAAGGGGCUGCUGCAGAAGUACAUACAACUACUCGCUCCAGACCAUUCGUUUUCCCUAAUGAGUGCAGAAGACGGCAGUGGCAAAGGAUCAGCCCUGACAGCUGCCAUUGCUGCUCGCAUUGCCCACCGGAGCUAAUAGCUGCAAGACGCAGAUGCAAUAGAGUAAGAGUUUGAGUUAGAAUUGAAACUAGCCGGGCUAAAGGAAGAAAAUAAUGAGGCGUAACAAUCGAACGGAAAGGUACUGUGCUUGUUUAAUUCAACUGGACGUUAAGUUCAAUUGUUUAGCUGAAUCACAUAUUUUAUGGGUACAUUAUCUUAUUUCUUUGUAUCGUCUCGUUGGCGCUUUUUAGUUAGGUUGUGAAAAAAAUAUUUUGGUUUUACGAUGAUUUGGUUGUACAUAAUGGAUUUGGCAUGUAUUCGCCUAAUCAGUUGUAGUAACCAUAGGUACUUUUAAAAAUUUUCUUUAUAAAUAAACCCCGUAUUCAUAGAACCAAUUGCAAGAUUAGAAGAGGCUUGCAAAUCGCCGAUAUGUUUGACUUUUUGACUGACAAGACUCUCAAACAACUAUUAGUUAAACCUUUUGCAACCUAGAAAGUAUAUUUUAAACACAAAUGUAGCCCUGAGAGCAGCUGUAUAGAAUAGUAAUAAGUACAUAAUACGUAGUAAAGCAAUUGAUAUAUUAUUUUGGGUCGCAAAAGCACAUAUUUAAUAUGGAUACUGUGACUAUGUACAUGUGGCAUUUAAAAAUGAUGAUGAUUUAUAAUACAGGGACAAUGUAUUUUUUGUAAAUGGGAGUUAUCUGGAUAUAUGUAUAGAAAUACUUCUUUGAGUAUUGCGUACGCCUGAAUAUUUUAUUUUAUAUUGUUUAUAAAAAUUGGGACAGAAAUACACAAAUAACACAUAACUAUUAAACAUUAUAUUUACAACAAAAUACUCUAGAUUAUAGUUAGGUAUCUAGUUAAAUAAUAUGAAACAUAUCGUGCCAUACUCAUUAUAUUUAUAUUAUUUACUUGUAAAUAAGUAUAUUUUUUGUAGCUGAGUACAAAAGGGUACCUACUUUAAGUUUAAGUAUGAAUUAAACUAUUUUUAUAAAUCAAGGUAAUAUUCCAUAAAAUUUCCUUGAUAUGUUAAGUAUCUAGAUAAUAAUGAGUAAGUCGGGAAUAGUGCAAUGCACUCUUUUGUUGUUGUUAUAGUAAGUAGGUUUGUCUUUUAGUUUUUUUGUUAUCUAUAUUUUUUACUUUUUGUGAAAACAUAUUAUAUGUAGAAUGGUCACGAUCAUGAAUAAAUCUAUCUUAUUUUACAAUAUUUUUAAGAGUUUGAUACAAAUAUACUGUUAUGUUUUACUGUUA